Rotaria sp. Silwood1 is the source of this 1902-nucleotide messenger RNA. The record is from the annotation of a GenBank genome assembly. Lineage: Eukaryota; Metazoa; Rotifera; Eurotatoria; Philodinida; Philodinidae.
AUGUAUUUUUUCAAUGAUUUUAUUUUGUUUGUAAUUGGUUACAGUUUUCUUCGUGGUCUUUCAUCCGUAUCAAAUGAUUGUACUUCAACUGCUGUAUUUCAAUUUUUAGCUAAUGGUACAAGUGAAUUUCGUGUUCAAGCUGAUGCUAAAUGUCACCUACAAUUUGCGGCAUUUUAUAAACAUAAUGGCAUACUCUACUCGCAUCCUUAUACUCUUCGACAAAAAGAUAAUCGUCUAGUACAUAAUGCAGUAGCUAUUGAACAAUACCAACAAGUCACUUAUAAUAUUUCACUUUUUCUUGAACUGAAACGUUUACGAGAUUUUGAUGUUGAGGAUUUGAAAAGAUAUUAUGAAGCUAUCGAUAGAAGUGUUGAUACCAAUGAAGAAAUUCAUGAUUUUCAUGAUAUUUAUCUUAUCUUAAACUAUGAAAUCAAUGGACAAUCGAGUACAUUUCAUUGUAAUAAUGGUCAACCGAUUCACUUACCAAAAUUUAUUUCAAAUCCAUGGACACAUGAAAACACCUUAACCCGUUUUAGAUACGAUGCAGAAAAUCGUGAUGGUACAUUUCCAUGUGAAAUGAAGCUGCGUUAUGGAAAUAUUGGUAAUUUAGAUUCGUAUAAAAUUAUGCUUUGUUUAACAACUAAUACAAUACCAGCACGAAUGGAUAAUCAUCCAAUUCGAUGGACAUGUAAACUUAGACCAAGAGUACCAAGACAAAAUCGAUCAUCAAAACGAUUUGUAGACAAAGAAACAUCAUAUUGUUUGAAUCAUCCAUCAGGUAUUGUUAUUGCUCAUGUUUAUGGACCCGAUCUGAAAUUCAUUCCUCACAGAUUGCAUCCACUGGGCAAUCUCAAUUAUGUUACAUCUUAUUUUGAACCUGAAGACUUUAGAACUGCAUUAGAAAAUUCCGAUAAUCGAGAUAAUAGUACGUUGGCUGUUGCAGUAAUCAAAGAAAUAGAUUAUCCAAUGUAUAUGAAAGAUCGUCGAAAAAAUAGAAAUAUCUUACGAUAUUUACCAUUUAAUGAAUUACAAGAUGUUGAUAGUAAUUUAGAAAAUGGCAACAAAGAAGUAACUAAACGUCUCAAAGUUCAUAAGGAACAAUGUAGUAAACAAUUAAUUCUAUGGAAUGAAAAUGAAAUGGGAACAUAUAGUCAAGCUCAUGUUCGACUCUAUGUUGCUGCUUAUGAUGAAAAUGAUAUUCUACUAACAGAAGCAUUACAUCCACCGAUACGAAAUAGCAAAUCAUUCGAGCAGUUACGCAUUAUGAGAAUAGUACAACCUAGAAAUGAAUUACAAGCACAUCAAUCAGCAUAUGUCUAUUGUGAUUAUGAUUACAAUAAAUCAAAAUCCGAAUACGAUUUCUGUCCAUAUAACUUUGAGUUGUGUUUUGCACCGUCAUCAAAUACAUUGAAUCAAAAUCAAAUCUCACAAUUAUUUGACAAACCACACAUAUACAUAAGAGCUUGUUAUGUUCCUAAUUGUCCAAAUCUUCUACAAUUUCAAGUACCAGAUGAUCCUACAUAUAAUAAACAUCGAGUAUAUAUUCGUCUUCGACAUGCACGAUCUAAAGAUUAUAAUCCAAGUGAUAUAGCGCUAAUUGAUGGUGAACCUUGGACAUAUCAUGCAGAUCCAACAUCAGUUAUGGAUAUUUUUGACAAUGGUUUUAAUGAAGGCAAUGACCCACCGGGAUUUGAUUCGAGAGAUACAUACCAAGAUUUUGAAUUGGAAAUACAACCUGUUAAGCAAUCUUCAUUGUUACAAGGUCCUCCAUUUGAUUCACAAGAUAGUGAUGAAGGCAGCAAUCAUUCCGAACGAUAUUUAAAUACACCUGAUGUCGAAACACCAACAUCUCGAAUAUUUUUCUUUCCCAAUAUACCUUCUCAACAUGAAAAUACUAAAUGA